This is a messenger RNA of Polychytrium aggregatum, 507 nucleotides long. RefSeq lists its product as uncharacterized. Gene Ontology annotation, biological process: maturation of SSU-rRNA from tricistronic rRNA transcript (SSU-rRNA, 5.8S rRNA, LSU-rRNA). The transcript has 4 exons. The annotation marks the transcript as partial. Lineage: Eukaryota; Fungi; Chytridiomycota; Chytridiomycetes; Polychytriales. Gene Ontology annotation, cellular component: nucleolus; 90S preribosome. The record is from RefSeq and is a predicted model, not a curated record.
AGGCCGAUGGAAGUGUCGUCCAAGAAACCAGUUUCCCGAGCACGAACAGUUGUGGAGCUGCCCAAGCGGCAAAUUCGUGAUCCGAGAUUCGAGUCGCUCUCGGGGCGAUUCAACGAAGAUCUCUUCAAGCGCUCGUACGGAUUCUUGAGUGACUAUCGAGCGGAUGAAAUGAAGCAGCUGCGCGAGCAGAUCGCAAAGACCAAAAACAUACAAGAGCGCGAGAGAAUGGACCGAACCCUGCAGAAGAUGAUCUCGAAGCAGAAAUCCAAGGAGCGAGAUGACGAUCGCAAGAAGCUUAAGAGUGAAUGGAAGAAGAGCGAGCUGGACAUGGUCAAGCGGGGCAAGAAGCCGUUCUUCCUCAAAAAAGCCGAUGCAAAGAAGCUCGAGCUUGUCAGCAAAUUCAAGAACAUGUCGCCAAAAGAGGUGGACAAGGUCCUCGAGAAGCGACGAAAGCGAAAUGCUGCAAAGGAGCACCGGUUCAUGCCCUACGAGCGGCGAUCUGCCUGA